Molecule: messenger RNA, 1002 nt
Organism: Salvia splendens (bonfire salvia)
Lineage: Eukaryota; Viridiplantae; Streptophyta; Magnoliopsida; Lamiales; Lamiaceae
Product: myb family transcription factor PHL8-like
Exons: 6
Coding region: 228-881 (217 amino acids)
Molecular function (GO): DNA binding; DNA-binding transcription factor activity
Source: RefSeq, a predicted model, not a curated record
GCGUGUUGCUUUCUCUGGCAACACAUAUUCCCUUCAAUCUUCCAAGUCAAACAACAAAACAGAAUAAACAAAGUACCGAAUCCAAAAAUGGGAGAUGAGAGACAAAGCAAAAGAGCCUCACGGCAUAUAUUCCCUCAUUCACACUUGACUUUUCUUACCAUAAACUACAUACAUGUCUCAAACUACUAUAAACACACACACACACACAUCAUCCUUCAAAACAACAAAUGUCUUCUCACAGCAAGGAAAUGAGGCUGGUUCUAUCAGGUGAUGCGAAACCGAGACUGAGAUGGACUUGGGAGCUGCACCACCAGUUCUUAGCUGCUAUCGAGCAGCUCGGUGGCGUUGAGAAAGCCACACCUAAAGCAUUGAUGAGGGUCAUGGGCAUCGAUGGCCUUACUUUGUACCAUCUCAAGAGCCAUUUGCAGAAAUAUAGGAUGGGAAGGAGCCACCAAAAUAAGCAAGAAAAUAAAUAUGGUGAAAAAACGAGUCGUCACUCCACCAACAAGACCACCUUCGACAGAGCUGCUAAAGAAAAUUUGGAGAUGACAAGGGCUCUGCAAGUGCAAAUGGAGGUGCAGAGGAAACUGCAUGAACAAAUUGAGGUUCAGAAGCAUCUGCAGCAAAGAGUGGAAGCUCAAGGCAAAUUCUUGCAAAGAGUGUUGAGAAAAGCUCAAGAAACAAUAUCUGAAUACGGUUCUUGCUCCGCUGAAGCAGAGAAUGCCAGAGCUCAGCUUGCUGAUCUGGUAUCAAUGGUGGACUCUUCCGAAAACGAUGCAAGAAACCAACAUGAUGAAGCCGUGGAUCAGAGCUUUCUCAGUCUGUCUCUGCAUCCAGCAAGAGAGAGUGUGGAUGAGGACACCAUUGAUUUGAACAGCUGAUUUAAGCAUAAGUAUUUUGUUAGACUAGUGUGGGAGCCAUUAAUUUCUAAUGUAUAAAAUCUUCCGUUUAGACUUUAGACUAAACCACUAAUUAGUUGCGUGCAUGUGAUUUUCUUUCUUA